Messenger RNA from Culex pipiens pallens (northern house mosquito), 2118 nucleotides. RefSeq names its product protein rolling stone-like. Lineage: Eukaryota; Metazoa; Arthropoda; Insecta; Diptera; Culicidae. The record is from RefSeq and is a predicted model, not a curated record. The coding region runs from base 921 to 1811 and encodes 296 amino acids. The transcript is spliced from 6 exons. Gene Ontology annotation, cellular component: membrane.
GCGCAUACGGUCGCGGUCGCGUACUCUUCAUGCGCAAGGCAGCUUCAGGCGUAUAAGCGAGCUCCACGCGGUUGCAAUCAAAACAAAAUCUAGAGUAAAUAUAAUUGUAUACUUUGGCGUGCGGCUGUUUUUAUGUACUUUUAGAGCUUUUUUGUGUUGUUUUUUCGUUUUCGAUUUUGUUCGAUUUCUGACGCCGAUUUUGGCAAAUUGUGGGUGUGUGCGGCUUGUGAAUGAAAAAUCGAAAAAGAAACGGCAUUUUCCCAGCAUUUUAAUAGCACUGAAAGUGAAAAAAGUCAGUGCGUACGUUUGGAGGUGUGAAACAAUUUCAAACUUGGCUGGUCAAGUGCACGAUACAUAAGAAAAAAGAAGAAGAAGCUUAAUUUGUAAGCAGACGUUUAGGCAAGUCUAGCAAAAGUGCAACAUCGAGUGAAUCGCAAACACAAAAAAAAUCGUCAGCUGUCGACCACAGCAUGAAAUAAAUAUCAAUCAUUUCAAAGUGUAAUUACAAGUUUUUUGAGCUUGAAGAAAAAGGAAAACACAGCAAAAAAAGCUUCACAUGUGCCAACCCGUCCCCGAGCCAAUUCGAUCGGAUAGCUGAAUAUUGAGCUCAAGUUGAGAACGAAAUUACCUUUCUUGAGCUGGCCAAAGUUGUUGCAGGUCUGGAAGCUUCUCAAACGUUUGUUGGAUGCAGUUGCAUGCACAACUGCACUGGAUCUAGCUUGGGUUUUGCCUGCGUCGAUCAGGUUGGGUUGGGUGUAAAGAGAUAGAUGACCCACUGAAGAGACCACCCACUGAAGCUUUGUGGAGCUUUGAAUGUCGUCGCGAAUCGUCUUUGAAAGCGUCGUUGGCUGAUUGAUUAACCGUAAUUACGAGUGGCGCCAAAGUGAGUGAUUGUUCCCAUUAACACCUAAUCGAUAACCAUGCCCAGCAAGGUCGUGGCCGUCUGCAAGGAUGAGCUCAGGCUCCGGAACUGCGGCAUGGGACACCUGCCGGCGGAGGAGUUUGUCAAAUCUCAAUGGCAAUCCCGCACCAAGUCCACCAUCUUCCUGCUGUACCGGUUAGCCCUGGCCAUCUUUUUCACCGCCGUCGUCACCAACUCGAUCGUGGUCAGCGUCACUUCCGAGGACUGGGCCAAAUACUUCAUCUACCUGACCCACUGGGGUAUCCUGAUGUGUAUGGCCACCAGCUUGGUGGGUGCGGCCCUCGUCGCCCGCUGGUACUUCCACCCGGAGUAUUCAGAUAAAAUAUGCAACUGCGAGGAAAUGCCACGUGCCUUCAAGGUGUACUGGAUGAUGCACAACAUCACGCUGAUUCUGUCGAUUUGCAUCACGAUCAUCUACUGGGCGAUUCUGCACAACGCCGAAAUGGUCGUCGACGCGAACAACAUCCUGAUCCACGCCACCAACUGUGUGUUCAUGCUGCUGGACCUGGUGAUCGUGGCCUAUCCGGUCCGCAUCUGGCACGUGAUUCAGCCGAUCUGCUUCGGGCUGCUGUUCUGCUUGUUCUCAGUGGUGUACUUCCUGUGCGGCGGCACCGACAAAAAAGGCCGCCCCUUCAUCUACAACGUGCUGGACUGGCGAUCGCCCGGCAAGUCCAUGGUCACCGUCGUCGGCACGAUCGUCCUGGCGGUGAUGACCCACGUGCUGAUGUUCUUCCUGUACAAGCUGCGGACGUUCCUGUACGUGCGGUACUUCAACCCGAAGCCGAUUCUGCCCACCAACUCGACGCUCAACCUGCAGCCGGGCAAGGACGGCAUCUCGAUGGUGUACGGGCAGCACAACCAGGGAUUCACCAACACGGAAAAGUAUUAAAAAUGUGGCUAAGAGUGCUGUAGGUUUAAGGUUGAAAGUUGAAAGUAGAGUUAAGUACUUGCACAAAGCUAUAGCAAGCAAGUGAGUGAUGCGAAGAAUGUGAGAGUUGAGGUAUUAUAAAGUUAAAUGUGAAGAACGUAUUCAGCAACGUAAGUAUAAGUAUAACUGUGAUUAAUGGUGAGAAACGAAGGGUAUGAAAGAAGCAAUAAAAUUAACCUGUUAUAAUUUAAAUACUUUCUGUAAAUGCACGUAGAAGUACUUGUACAUAGAAAAACACAAACACGCAAAUAAAAUGAUUAAGACUAAA